Messenger RNA from Leguminivora glycinivorella, 5351 nucleotides. RefSeq names its product oxysterol-binding protein-related protein 3-like. The coding region runs from base 288 to 3152 and encodes 954 amino acids. Lineage: Eukaryota; Metazoa; Arthropoda; Insecta; Lepidoptera; Tortricidae. Gene Ontology annotation, cellular component: intracellular membrane-bounded organelle; plasma membrane; perinuclear endoplasmic reticulum. Gene Ontology annotation, molecular function: cholesterol binding. The record is from RefSeq and is a predicted model, not a curated record. The transcript is spliced from 24 exons.
AAUCCUUCACGAUCUUUACCUCAUCUUUCAAAAUGGUGUGUCUAUCUCGCGCGUUUCCAUCCAAAUUCAAUCAAUUAUUACAAAAAUGAACUAUUAACUGUUUAGCAAACACGCGAACAUUCCAUUACACAAUAUAAAUUGCAAGUGAAAUUAAGUUUAGAAUAGUGCGAAUGUGUUUUUCUAGUCAUUAUUUUAGAAUCAGUUCGAACUGUGAUUGUGAUUUGAUUGUUAUUUAAAGCGUCUUACCUCAAAUAAAAUGGCUGGUGACAGACUCGUGUAGCGGGGACAUGUCUGCUCAAGUCAAACACUCCGACACGGCGGCCUCGGACAAGCCGGACCGGCGACGCGGCGCGGCGGGCCGAGCGGCGGCGCUCCGGCGCGCGCCGUCCGACUCCGACUGUUCCGGCGAGACCGCCUCGCUGUCCGCCGACAGCGGCGAGCGCCGUCCGCCGCCGCCGCCGCCCAGGGGCAAGACUAGGAAUCGGCGGCGUGGCAGCGAAUGGGAGGUGCUGGAGGGUCUGAAGGACGGGCAGCGCUUCGAGCGGCGGCCGGAAGUCUUCAACGGGUUCCUGCACAAGAAGAGGAAGUGGCCCUUGAAGGGAUGGCACAAGCGUUUUUUCGUGGUAGACGGCGGUAUUCUAGUCUACGCUCGUUCGCCGACCGACGUGGCGCGCGGCCGCCUGCACGGCUCGCUCGAUGUCGGUCUGUCUGUCAUCUCGGCUAAACCUAGGAGGAGGCGCAUUGAUAUAGACGCUGAUGAGUUCAUAUACCAUCUGAGAGCGAAGACUCCUGAAGUUUUUAGGACAUGGCUGAACGUGUUAAAAGCGCAUCGGUUAUACCGCCAGCAUCUCCUAACGUUCGGAGCCCGGGAGUCCGUGCCGAAGAUCCACGCGCCGCUCGACGAACUGCCGCCAACAGACAACUCGUCUCGGCUGAUAAGCCCUAACGGCGCCCCCAUCCGCGGGCCGCAGGCGGGGUUCGUGUCGGGGACCCCCGGCGGCCGCCUGGCUGGAUGGAUCGUCGAAUCCGGCGGUCCAUUGGAGAGUGCAUCUCGAGAGCUGGGGCAAGCCCAGCUGUCCGUCCAGCAGUUGCAGCGCCUGCUGGAUGCUAUGCUGGAGAUACAGAACAUGCACCACCAUGAUACAGAUCAGGUGUCGCUAGAGGGCGCCUCGCCCAGCGUGAAGAAGGACCGGCGCAAGUUCGGGCUGCGCAAGAAGAAGUCCAACAGCAAGUGCGCCUCGGUGGAGCUGGCGCCGCCACUCGCCGACGGCUCUAGCUCGCAUAUGGCUCUCUCAGCGCUCACAGCGCCGCCAUCGCCGGGCGGUGGCGCGUCAUCCAUGCCCAACUCUGCCGCCAGUCUUCCCAUAGCAUGCGCAGCGGCUCGUCCUCAGUCCUUGCCCGGUGCGGAGGCCCUAAGCGUAGGCACCGGCGGAGGCCCGACAUCCUUAACGAGUUUGACGCCCGACCACCAGCUGAGAGAGGACUUCACUAUACUGGCCAAGGACUUGGUCACCAAUUUGAAGACUGUCGUCUCUACUUUGGUGGUGGAGCGCGGGCGGCUGCGCGCGGCCGUGGAGGCGGCGGAGGCGCCGGCGGCGGGCGGCGUGGUGGCGGCGCUGCGCACCAACCUCACCUCCGCGCUGCAGCAGAAUUCCGUGUUAAAUAUUAUAGAACUGCGGUCCCGGCUGUCGCGCAUCCACGACGCUUCAGACCUCGCCGAAAUCUCGUCCGUCAACAACUCCGACCAAUCCACCCUACAGCAAGCGCCGCGGCCGUUUCCUCAGUCCCUGAGCUACAGCUCAUCCUGCGUGUCAGCUUCGGAGUUCUUCGACGCCGAGGAACAUGACGAUCUGAAGCCCGCGGAGAUCAUCGCUACUGAUGAGGCGGGAGUAAUAGAGCUUGACGGAGAUUCUUCAUCGGAAGCCGGUUCGUUAAGCAGCGAGGAGGGCUCCGCCAGCUCCGACAACUCAGAUGGUGCGACAUCAGCCGUGAUCCCAGCAGAACGGACCCCGCUCCAGAACGGCUCAGAGCCGCUCACCACCAUCUGUACUCGUCGCUCCCGCCUGCCGUGCCCCAGGCCCACGCCAGCGUCGCCCAGUCUCUGGAACCUGCUGUACAAGAAUAUCGGCAAGGAUCUCAGUCAGAUAUCCAUGCCUGUCACCAUUAAUGAACCUUUAAAUAUGCUGCAGCGUCUCUGCGAAGAGCUAGAAUACUCUGAACUCCUCGACUCAGCGUCGUCUUGCAACAACGAACUGGAGCGUAUGUCGCUCAUCGCUGCGUUUGCGGUCAGCGCGUACGCAGCGUCGGCCCAUCGCGCGGCGUCGAAACCUUUCAACCCGUUACUGGCUGAGACGUAUGAGUAUGUGAGUGGAGAGAGGGACUUCAGGUUUAUUGCUGAACAGGUAUCCCACCACCCGCCGAUAUCAGCAUGCCACGCGGAGUCCCCUCGCUGGACAUUCUGGCAGGAGGCUCGCAUCAAGACCAAGUUCUGGGGCAAGUCCAUGGAGUUCCAACCCACUGGGCGAGUCCAUGUGCGGCUGACGCCUUCUGGGGAUCACUAUAGCUGGAAUAAGGUGACGACGUGCGUUCACAACCUGUUCGGCGGGCAGCGCUGGGUGGACCAGUACGGAGACAUGCACAUCGUGUGUCACGGCACGGACAUCACCUGCAAGCUGCAGUUCAUCAAGGCGAGUUCUUGGUCAUCUAGUCGUCAUGAAGUCAGAGGAGCGGUCGCUAUAGGCGGCCAACCGCGGAUACGUCUACAGGGCCGCUGGUCUGAGGGGCUCCAGGGCGGAGAAAGAACGCUUUGGAGACCAGGGCCAAUGCCGCCAGACUACGAGCUGUACUACGGGUUCACGCGCUUCGCCAUGGAGCUGAACGAGUUGGAGCCCGGCAUGAGAGAUGUGCUGCCCUCUACUGACACUAGACUUAGACCGGACCAGCGAGCUUUAGAAGAAGGUGACGUGGAUGCCGCAGAGCAGUUCAAGCAUGAACUAGAGCAAGCGCAGAGGGAGCGGCGCCGCGACGGCAUCGAACACACUCCGCUCUGGUUCAGGAAAACGGUAGAAGACGGAGAAGAGACGUGGGUGUUCACGGGCGAGUACUGGAAGGCGCGCGAGGCGGGCUUCACCGACACGCCGCGGCUCUGGUGACCGCGCUUAUACAUACACCGUUUGCCGCAGUGUGAGGUGCUGUGCUAGGUUGUGUCGCUUCGCUUAGCGUUCAAUUAGAGCUUUACACGACUAUAGCCUUUUUCGUCAAUACAACUUAUCCUACUCUAUGUGUAUACUGUAAGGCCGACACGUUACAGGCGAGAAUCGUCUGUGGAUUGUAGACGUUUUUCGGUCGAAGUUUUGGUUUAAAAGGGGGUCUACUUUUAUGCCAUUUUAAAUAUGAAAAUCUUUUCUCGUACAUGUUAUGGAAAAAGUGAUUAUUUUUACAAGAAUUCAUCCAAUUUUUUAUGACAUUUAAAGAUUUGAAUGAGUAGAAGACGGUCUUUGCAUAGUUUGAUAACAUAUUUUUAAUACAAUACAAAUCAUUGCUUCGUGAUAAACAUAAACACAACAAUACAAACACAUUCAAUAGUUGAAAGAACGGUAUAAAUAAUGUCAAAUGAUUUUUUUUAUACUAUAAAUUACCCGAUCGCAAAAUUUCAAAAAGUAGGCCCUCUUAAAUUCCACAUAAUAACACCUUAUGUUUAGUAUUCAAUUUUACUUUGUUAUGUAAUAUAAUAUACACCGUGAGCUUGAGUUGACUUUCGGUAAAUGUUGGGAAAAAUAUUUUCUUUAUGUGUUUCUCUGCACGUGCUAUUGUUGAUAUCUUGCCAAAAAACAAGAGAGUUUUCAAAUAAAAUUAAGAAUACACCUCUAAAAUCUCUAAGAUUACUCAAGUCCACGGUGUAUCUAAAAAUAAUAAAUUUCCUAAAGGAAUAUGUUUACUACUAAUCUCAAGCUUUGAGAAUAUCGUAUUUCCUUAAGUCUACUUUGUUAAAAAAAAUGAAUUUUGUUGUAUUAAUAGUAUACUAAUAGUCAAUUCUUAUAUUUUGUUAUCAAAUGGUUCUACAAUGGUACUAAUUUUCAUAUAUUUUUGUUCAUUUUUGUUCCAAGUUAUGAAAUAUUGUUUUAUAUAGUAUUGUGGCUGUGAAAAAGUUUCCAUUAAAAUGAUAAAGGAUGUAAUUAUUGUAUAUUUUAAUUUGUAUAGUUCAGGGUGAAGUCACAUUAGCGUCGAGCCGCAUUUUAUGUAUGAGAAAACGCUCGUUUGUAUGAAGAGUAUGGAGACGCUUACGUAUCGGAAAGCUGAAAGCAUAUCAGAUUUUUAUUUGGUUGUGUUUUCCAAAUGUGGGAUUGUUCAUGCUUUUUCUAAGGAUCAUGAACGCUUUCAGUUCUACAGAAGAAAAAAAAUUGUAGUUACAAUUUGAGUUACAAUUUGUCGUAGAACUUGUAUCGUGUAACUCAGGGGAAAGUAUUUGUAUGAAAUUUUUGGGACAUUUUUUGUCUCCUAUCAGGAUCGAAAGAGCUCUUAUUUCUGAGUAAAAAAGAAAACAAAAAUUGUGAAAUCGACAACGAAAUAAAAAUCUGGCCAUACAUUACAUGCGGUUAGAUGCUGAUAGAAUGUGACUGCACUCUCACUGGCUAUCUCGUAGAGGAAAAGAGUAGGUAUAAUAGGAAUGUUGUUAUCUCGCUUACACUUACGCGUAUUAAAAUUGAAAUAUGCCUAUUUUAAACUAUUAAGUAAGUAAAUACACAUUGUUUUAGAGUACCAAUUCAUGGUAUAUUGUUAUAAAUACUAAUAGAAUCGUGGAAAUAUAGGGAAAUUGGUAAUAUAAAUAUGGCAAAUAACCUGUUCUAACAUUAUAAUUAAAAAACAUGUUAGGUUGAGGUAUAAUAUGUUUUACAUAAUAAGUACGUUUUUAAAACUAAAUGAAAUUCACAUAUAAAACAAUUCAAAUUGACAUUUAAUUUUAAAUCCAAAUCGAUGUAGAUAUCUUUCAAAAGGCUAUAGCCGGCACACAGAGCGAGGCAAUUUCCUCGCGCGGCAAACGUGCUAUGUAGACCUGCCUCGUCCGAGGCAGUGCGUGUGUUUCGCUGAGCAACCUGCCUUGGCCGAGGCACAUCUACGUGUCUGUCUCUGUGGGGACCCGGCUAAUCUAGAUUAUUCUAGAUCUUUUAGGGUCACUACGGAGAAUCUACAUUUUACCAAUUAUCUACGUUGCCUUGAUGUUAAUAAUUAAUAAAAUGUUGAUAUAAAUGUGACACAUCAGACGUCAGAAACACAGUGCUGUCGCCAUCAAAUAUGCGGGCAUUUUCAAAAAUUGGGACUCAAAAUUAGUGAAAGUUAUUAACAAAAAUUUG